Paramecium sonneborni is the source of this 995-nucleotide messenger RNA. Lineage: Eukaryota; Ciliophora; Oligohymenophorea; Peniculida; Parameciidae. The record is from the annotation of a GenBank genome assembly.
AUGAAUCAACUUUUUACCAAUCCCCUAAUCUCUUCCAAUUUAUUCCAUUAAACUUAGACACUUACCUAACCCUUUCCCUUUUAAAAUCCUCUAUAAAUAUAUUAUUCAUAAUUUUAAGUACCAUACAAUUUUGCCCCAAUUCAUAAUUACUAGAGUUAGUAACAAAUGCUAUUUUAUAGUCACAAUGAUUAAAGUAAUACUCUUACUUAUCUUAGUCAUCCAAGCUGAAAACUCAACCAACUCUAAAAAUGUGACUUUGUCUAUAUAAUAUUCUCCAAGUGAUAAUCAAUUUUUGAAUGCCAUUAAUCAGCAUCUUUUGAAUAAAUAAACUAUUCGUGAAUACAUUCUGUUAAUUAUUGAUGAUCACACUCAAAUCCAUCAUAUAACUUAAAAGCUGAGAGAAAUCAAUUAAACUCAAUUAGCUCAAAUAUUAGAAAUUUUAGCUAUGAAAUAGUAACAGCAAAUCAAGAGUAGAGAAGAAUUAAUAAAGUUUUGUCUUAGAAAAGCAUUCAGGUUUAUAUUUAAGAGUAUAUCAGAAAAAAACAAUAUUUCAAGUAUAUUUCUCCACAAUCAAUUAGAAACUAACUUAAAAACAGCUCGUUAAGAAUUUUUAUAAAUAAUUGAACAAGAAAUAAAAAUUCCACUAAUUCUUCCAUUUAGAAAAAACAGCAAAAAUAAAACAAUGAAUAAUGAUUUCCUAAAACAAUUAUUUUCAUCUUAAAUUUUCUAAACUUUUUACAGAGAGUUUUUAGGUAUUCUUCUUUCUGUUAUUUUAGAUCAUUUUGAUGAUGCUAUAAAAGCAGAUAGAAAAAAUAAGAUUGACAAACUAUAGGACAAAAUUUGGAUGAGCUUAAGAAAUAAUAGUUCUGUAAAUAUAUACAUAAUCCUAGGCAUCCAUCGAUAUAAAACGACUUCCUUGGUCAUUUAAAAAUACAGAAAGAGUUAAAACAAUAGCAUUUGAGUUGAUGACAUUUUCAUAAAAUCAUUAAAAUUGA